UGGAAAUAAACAAGUAAGUGCGAGUUGUAGUACUUCUAAUUGCUGUUUGGUACGCAAAUUAAUACACAAUUUUAUCAACUGUGACUGUAACUGCUUUGAAUAACGAAAGGUUUGCGUCAGUGUUUCCCAUACAAUGAUCUUUCCCAAAGUUGCUAGUUCGCUAGCCUCCUGAUGUGAGUUAGCACAGGAAAUAACCAAACAUAUAUCAAAUAAUUCGUUCAUUUGGACACAAUCUGGCCAUGUAUUAAAAUUGAAAAGGCUUAUAAAAUAAGCAUUUGGGACAUCUUGUGACAAAUUGUGCAUGUGUACACCACAUAACGUUAAAUUGAACUCUCAAAAUCGUUUUACUUAAUUCGUUGCUGUCGAUGUUUUAAUAAGACAUUUCAUGUGGCGUUUUUUUUUAUUAUUUAAUAGCUAGUUGGCUAACGUUUUUGGUGUGCAGUGUUGUAAUGGUUAACGUUACCAUAGCAUUGAGUCGUUGACAUGAAUAAGCAGUUUAUCUGUAGAAACGUAAUUUAAACGAAUACACCCAACGCAGGAGUUUUAACCUUUGCCCGCAGAAUGCCGCCUGUGUCUGGACUGGACACCGGCCCGGCUGAAGAAUGCUGGGGUCUUAAACGCUCGGACUGCGUUUGUCCGGUUUGUCUGGACAUAUUCCUGGAGCCCGUCACUUUGCCCUGCACGCACACCUUCUGCAAACCAUGCUUUCUGGAAACCGUGGACAAAUCCAACAUGUGCUGUCCGCUUUGCCGAAAACGCGUGUCCACUUGGGCGCGACUCAACAGCCGCAACAAGACCUUGGUGAACAUGGAGCUGUGGAGACGAAUACAGGACGCUUUCCCCACUCAGUGUGAGCGGAGAGUGCAGGGCAUCGAGGAGGAGGAUGAUGCUGUAACCAUUCCGAGGGCGCGUGUGUGUCAGCCGGGAGAGCUGAGGAAAGAGUAUGAGGAUCAGAUCAGUAAGCUGGUGGAGGAGAAGCGAGCUCUAGAGGAAGCAGAGAGGAGAGCCAGUGAGGAGUACAUCCAGCGCCUCCUGGCUGAGGAGGAGGAACGGAUAGCGGAGGAGAGGAGGAGACGAGAGGAGCAGCAGCUGGAGAACGAUGAGAAACUGGCCAGAAUGCUGAGCCAAGAGCUGAAUUCAGGACCAGUCUCUGAAACAUCAUGGACCGCCAAACCAGCUGAUAAUACACCGGCGAAGAAAACAAAGCCAAACGUAGGCGACAUUGAGAAGUUUUUGCGUCCAGUGUCUCAUAAACAGCCGAGCAGUUCUGACAGCAGCCCAGACUCCUCUCUGAUGGCGAAUAAGGAGAACAUUCUGAGCCCUCUUAAACCCCUCUCAGCCCAAUCUCUGGAGGGCACAAGCAAACUGAGCUCAUCUCUGCUGGACUACAGCGGGAAACCCUCCACCUCCGGCUCCAGCUGCUCAGAACACACUUUUGUUUUUAACAGUCCGAACAGCAGCUCGCUGAAAAGGAAGAGUUCAGAGGUGGAACUUCAGACUGAAGCAGAUCUGCUCAUUAAGAGGCCCUGUGAGUCUCCUUCAGCCGACAGCACCUUCCUGUCUGAAGUGGUGUGGCACGAGGAGGCCUUACAGAUUCGCUGGCAGCAAGAGGAGGAGGACCGCAGAAUGGCCAUGCGUCUCCAGAAGCAGCUGGAUCGCGAAAACUCUGUGGACCGCAGGAAGGGUACAGCCGACGGCUAUCCGCUUCGGCAAAAACCUUCCACGAGCACAAACCCAGACGAGGAAAACUCCAGAAAGAGGCCUACUUCGAGGAACAGCACGGGACGCAGGGACAGCGAGAAAACCGAAAAGAGACUUUCUGCAGCCACCCCUGGGAAGAGCCCUGCUUCUUCUCCUACAACUGCCUCGCCUGCUUUGAAGAAGGGGGCGAAGCAGACCACCCUUACCGAGAUGUUCCCCAACCUCAGCAGCUGAAUGUUGCUCUACUUCUUUUAUCUGGUUUCUUAUUCGGCAUUCAGACUUGAAGCUCUUUUUAGGUGCUGCGCUGCUACUAAAGGACGUCCUGUAACCGAUUUCUGUUGUCUUUUUCGGUUCCUGGUCGCAUGUUGCUAACACUCCUUCAGUGCCUUUCCAAGGAGGGUCAUACUGUAAAGUCAUGAUGAAAGUUUCAUUUCCUAGAGUGUUUUAUAGUCAUGACUAACUUAGAGUUUGAAGUGGUGUUAAUGCUGCAGAACAACUUCAUUUUGUAAGCAUUUGCAGGCAUUUCACUUUGGUUAAAUAAAAGGAAAGUUUGGUAAAAAAAAAAAAAAA
Messenger RNA from Puntigrus tetrazona (Sumatra barb), 2271 nucleotides. It is a transcript of the gene rnf168, whose product is annotated as ring finger protein 168. NCBI's taxonomy places the organism in Eukaryota, Metazoa, Chordata, Actinopteri, Cypriniformes, Cyprinidae. The record is from RefSeq and is a predicted model, not a curated record. Gene Ontology annotation, biological process: protein ubiquitination; double-strand break repair. Gene Ontology annotation, molecular function: ubiquitin-protein transferase activity; nucleosome binding. Gene Ontology annotation, cellular component: nucleus; site of double-strand break.